Molecule: messenger RNA, 2704 nt
Organism: Solea solea (common sole)
Lineage: Eukaryota; Metazoa; Chordata; Actinopteri; Pleuronectiformes; Soleidae
Gene: stx5a
Product: syntaxin 5A
Exons: 12
Coding region: 381-1373 (330 amino acids)
Biological process (GO): endoplasmic reticulum to Golgi vesicle-mediated transport; intracellular protein transport; vesicle fusion
Cellular component (GO): endomembrane system; Golgi membrane; SNARE complex
Molecular function (GO): SNAP receptor activity; SNARE binding
Source: RefSeq, a predicted model, not a curated record
CAUAUGUUCAGGUGAUUGAGUAACUCUAAAGGCGGGCAGUAAAGAUAAUACAUUCCCAACUACCGUAAAACGUCACAGAAGAAGAAAAUAAGGAGACGUGGCAGUGACGUCAAUGCCGGAAAUGACCCGGAUCGGAACUUUAACUCCUGCGCUCAUUAGUUUUCGACUCAAACAUCGGGAGCUCGGGAAAUAUGGUCUAAUAGAAACUCAAACAUGUGUGUACCUGUGUCCAUGAAGGAUACUUCACCCUGGAUGUGAGUUCGUCGACACAGCGGGAACUCUUUAUUAUUCAUCCAUACCACAGAGCGGAGGAGGGCCCGAUACUCCCCGGUGGUUUUCUGCAGUGACAGCGGGCUAGCGACCCCUCUUCCAGCGGCAGGAUGACGUGCCGUGACCGGACCGUCGAGUUCCAGUCGGCCUGUAAAUCUCUUCAGGGCAGACAGCAGAAUGGAUUGCAGCCCAGUAAACCAGCUCACAGUGCUCUUAGACAGCGCAGUGACUUCACACUUAUGGCUAAGAGAAUUGGAAAAGACUUGACCAAUACAUUUGCCAAACUGGAAAAGCUUACUAUUUUGGCAAAGAGAAAAUCUCUAUUUGAUGACAAGGCAGUGGAGAUUGAGGAGCUAACGUACAUUAUAAAACAAGACAUCAACAGUUUAAACAAACAGAUAGCACAACUGCAGGACUUGGUGAGGUCCCGUGGAACUCCAGGCAGCAGACAUAUCCAAACCCACUCUACCACUAUAGUGGUGUCAUUACAGUCCAAACUGGCUUCAAUGUCCAAUGACUUCAAAUCAGUUCUAGAAGUCAGAACGGAGAACCUGAAACAGCAGCGCAGCAGGAGAGAGCAGUUCUCCCAGCCCCCUGUCUCGUCUUCUCCUCUGAUGACCAACAAUUUCAGGAGCCGCAAAAAAGGGGCCCAGGAGCCGCAUGCAGCUCGUGAGCCGCGCAAUGACUACCAGGGCUAUACAACCUCAAAUUUAAAAGAGAGCUCAGUCCUGAUGCAGGAUGAGUCGCGGAGUCUGGGGGAUGUGGCCAUCGAUAUGGACUCUCAGACCAAUCCCUUGCAACUGCAACUUAUUGAUGAGCAGGACUCAUACAUCCAGAGCCGUGCAGACACCGUGCAGAACAUCGAAAGCACCAUCGUGGAGCUGAGCUCUAUAUUUCAGCAGCUGGCUCACAUGGUUAAAGAGCAAGAGGAGACGAUCCAGAGGAUCGAUGCAAAUGUGGAGGACACUCAGCUGAACGUGGAGGCCGCUCACUCAGAAAUCCUCAAGUACUUUCAGUCAGUCUCCUCCAACCGCUGGCUGAUGAUCAAGAUCUUUCUCGUCCUCAUCGUGUUCUUCAUCAUCUUUGUCGUCUUCUUUGCCUAACGUAAGGAGGAGCAUUUCAAGGAAGGUGGAAGACACAUCGCAUGAGGGGACAUGAACGUUAAAACUGGACUGAGACGACAAGUCCAGGUGAAGGACGGGCUUCUAUAGCAAAAGGACGGUUUGAUGGAGGCUGGAGGAACUCACAGUUUAAAACAGAAUUGUUUGGUUUUUACCAAGCCACAAACUCUCAGUCUUUCUUUGAUGAAUCUGUGAAGAGAGGUGGUGUUGAACUGUGUCCUAAUUAAAGAAAAAACUAAAAUCCCACUUUAUAUAGAGAUUGCAGAAAACUGCUCUUUAUUGACCAACUUCUCAUAAACAUUUAAUCAAAAUGGCUAUAAUUUAAUGGUUUGAUUCUGCAAACUGUCUUUUUAAUUGAGGGUUUUUUUCUUGUUCACCCCCUUUGCCACAUUUUUAGCAUUGUUGUUAUUAUUUCAAAGCCAAACAGAGCUGCAGUUCAUCAUCAGAUCAUUUUGCUUUUUUAGUUUACCUGCUUUUUAUUCAGGAGAAUAACUCCAAUAAUUCUUCACGUAACACCAUUCAGUUAUGAUGUGACAAUUUUUUUUUAUCAGUAUAUUUUUCUUUCAAAGCCUGUUUGCCAAAUGAGUACUCUUGUUUAACUGUGACAUAAUACGAAGACAUUCUUUGUGGUUUGGCUUUUUGUCUUCCAAAGACAUGGGAGGGCAAAUAAAGAACGAGAAAGUUUUCAAGUAAAUUUCAGGAAUGGGCUGUACGAAAUGUUAAUAACUUAUGUAAAGAAACAGCUUUUUAACUAUGGCCGUUGGCCAUGAGGCAGGUUGUGCAAGUGCUGCAGACCAGUAUCUAGUACUUAUGAAGGGGUUACUCUGGGUUUGAAGGCCUAUUGAAGUGACUCAUUCAGCCAGAUUCCCUGGAAGUGUCUGGUUGGAUAUCACUGUAAAGUAGUUGCUUCGCUUCUUUGUCUAAUGUUAUUUAAUUUACCACUACUUUUUAAGAAAAAAAGAAAACAUUCUCCUAACUUUGCCCUCGUUUUAUUUUUAGCCAAAUGCCUUGACCUACGUGUAAAAAGUGCAAAUAUUGUUAAUGAUGUAUCGAUAAGAACGUGUGUAUGAAUCAAAUAAUGAGGUGCUGGCAUUUAUGGCUUGGAUAUUGAGAUAAUAGGAUUAGUCUGCAGUGAUAUGAUAAGCCAUGCUGAGACCGAGGCAGUGAACAGGGCAACAGUUUAUAUGCCAUGAACACGAUAGACAUGUAAUAUUUAUUUUUCAUCAUGUUCAUUUGUUACGUUACAGGCACCAGACAGAUUUCUGCAUAACUAUUUUUCCCGCUCAACUACAAUAAAUAGAAAAUGAUGCAUA